This is a messenger RNA of Eufriesea mexicana, 1098 nucleotides long. RefSeq lists its product as uncharacterized. The record is from RefSeq and is a predicted model, not a curated record. Gene Ontology annotation, molecular function: zinc ion binding; nucleic acid binding. Lineage: Eukaryota; Metazoa; Arthropoda; Insecta; Hymenoptera; Apidae. The transcript has 4 exons. The coding region runs from base 1 to 1098 and encodes 365 amino acids.
AUGAAGAGAAAUUUAAAAAAUUGGGACGAAUGGGAUGAUAAUAAUCAUGCAGCUAGGUUAACAAUCAAGCAAGGUAUGGCUGUGGACACGAAAGGAUUAAAGGCGCGAUCUCUUAACGAGCUAUCUAUUAUCAAAGUGUUGAAAGAAGAGACCGUUGAAACGUUCUUGAACAGGACAGAAGCUUUAAAGAACCAAUGUAUCCAACUGGGAAAGAAAGUUGAAGACUAUGAAUUUAAAAUGUAUGUAUUACGAGGACUUCGACCCGAGUAUGACCCAAACGUGAGGGAAGAAAUAAGAAGAGCAAAGAGGAAAGAAGAAAAAACUAAUAAAGAAUACGGAACAGUGAGGAAAGUGAAAGAGGGAAAUAGAACAGACAGCAAUUGCUACAACUGCGUGAUCAAAGGACACAUAGCAGCUGAUUCUAAUCGAAGUGAAAAAUGCUUCAACUGUGAGGGAUUCAAUUACAUAGCGGCGAAUUGUCGCGAACGUAAGAAAAACGCAACACCAAUGAGAAGAGGGACAGGAGGAAGUUUCUAUGGUGGUUAUUGUGCAGGAAAUGUGAGACAAUAUCGUGGAAGAGAAGAUUCCUCGUUAAACACUCGUGAAGAAGCAGUAAUGAGAGUAAGCGAAAUUUCAAAGAGAGACAAACUAUACGAGGCUUCUAGCAAUAAUAAUUUAAAAUUAAAAAAUGAAUUGUACGUACCAGAAUUGAAUUCCAAUUUAAUUUCAGUAGCGAAGAUAACUCACCAUGGCUACGAUGUAAAUUUCAAUACGUAUGGAGCGAUAGUAUACAACAAAUUAGGUGGAAUUCAAAUGACCGCGGUAAGAAAACAAGAUGUGUACUACGUGAGGACAUCUAUAAACCUUGAGAGGACUGUGGCGGUGUCAACGGUAAAUGAGGUACAGCACAAACGAUUAGGAUAUGCAAAUAAAGAAAUUGUAGAAGAAAUGAGAAGAAAAAGUCUGGCAUUAGGGAUGGAUAGUUCAUGGAUAAAGGUAUGCGAACCAUGUGUACAAGGAAAAGCACGUAAAAAGCCGCAUCCGCGACAAAAUGCUAUAAGGACAAAACGUAUUUUAGAACUGUGGCAUACAGAUUAG